Molecule: messenger RNA, 798 nt
Organism: Odocoileus virginianus texanus
Lineage: Eukaryota; Metazoa; Chordata; Mammalia; Artiodactyla; Cervidae
Source: RefSeq, a predicted model, not a curated record
AUGUCCUGGGGAAACCACUCAGUGUGGAUGGAAUUCGUGUUCCUGGCCUAUCCCUCCAGGUCAGAGCCGCGCGCCUUGGCCUUCCUUGGGGUCAGCCUGGUUUAUACAUGGGUCAUCACCGGGAACGUCCUCAUUAUGGUGGCCAUUCAGGCUGAAGCCCGCCUCCACACACCCAUGUACUAUUUCCUGGGCAGCCUCUCGGGAGUGGAGAUCGGCUACACGGCUGCGGUGGUGCCCCACCUCCUGGUCAACACCCUGCGGGCAGAGAAGACCAUCACCCUGCUGGGCUGGGCCACUCAGAUGGGCUUCUUCAUCGGACUGGGCGGUGCCGACUGCCUCCUCUUGGCCUCCAUGGCCUACGACCGCCACGCUGCCAUCUGCCACUCCCUGCGGUACCCUCUCAUCAUGCCUGGGACGCUCUGCGCCCGCUUGGUGGCGGCCUCCGUGGUCCUCGGCCUCUGCCUGUCCUUCCAGCUGGCGGCCUCUGUCUUCUCUCUGCCCUUCUGCCCAGCUCGGGGCAUUCAGCACUUUUACUGCGAUGUACCCCCCGUGAUGCGUCUCGUUUGCGCCCAGAGCCACAGGCAUGAACAAUCAGUGCUGGUGGCGGCCACGCUGGCCAUCGCGGGGCCUUUCCUCCUGAUCGCCGCCUCCUAUGCCUCCAUCGCGGCCGCGGUGCUCCGGGCCCCCUCGGCCGCGGGCCGCCGCCGGGCCUUCUCCACCUGCUCGGGGCAUUCAGCACUUUUACUGCGAUGUGCCCCCCGUGAUGCGUCUCGUUUGUGCCCAGAGCCACAGGCAUGA